Molecule: messenger RNA, 1626 nt
Organism: Danaus plexippus (monarch butterfly)
Lineage: Eukaryota; Metazoa; Arthropoda; Insecta; Lepidoptera; Nymphalidae
Exons: 4
Coding region: 273-1472 (399 amino acids)
Source: RefSeq, a predicted model, not a curated record
CAUGGCCUAAUGACUAAUCUCAAAAAUUCAACAGGUGUCCUUUACGGACUUAUACAUAUCCAUUCUUUUUUCAAAUUGGCCGAAGAUUUUGGAGUUAGCAUUUGAGAGUAUUUUAGUAUAAACGAAUGAUUAAAGAAUUGCAUUAAACUAAUAGUCAGUAAACAAAAAUGCUACAGUCAGCUAUUCAACGUGGUAAAUUUUAAUAUGUUUAUUAAUAAGUAACAUCCAUUACUUUACAUUUAGCAUACCCUCCUGAAUUGAAAAUCUUCAAGAUGAGCUCCAAGGGUUGGUAUUCAAAACAAGAUGUGAUAAAAGAUCUAGCCAAGGUGACUGGGAAGCGUGUUAAUGAUUUUGGUCAACAUUAUGUUGUGGGUACAGACCCACCACCUAUUUGGAACAAUGAGCAAGAUGAUGAAGAUCUUUCAAGAUUUUACGGGGGACAAACACCAACACAAACUGAUGACAUAGAGAAGCCUGAUUUGGUGGGCAUCACACAAAUGCUGAGAAUGGUCGACAACUACAAUGAAGGGCCGUCAGAAGAAAAUAAAAGCAAUAAAGCUGAACUAACUAACAUUAUAGUUUCUAUAAGUAAGCUAGAUCCUAAUGUUAGUGAAUUUGAUCCAAGUACUAUAAAACAGGAGCAGAGUACUUUAAAUGUAUGGGACAGUAAAUAUAAUGAAGAGCCCCAUACUAAAAAUAAGCAGUUACCCUUAGAUGUUAAGAAACCUGUCCAGACUGAUAGCUGUGAUACUAAAGUAAGGGACAACCAAACUCACAUACCUUAUGGAUUGAAAGAAAUGAGAGAAAAACUGAAAACUAGGAUAACCAAAGCAUCUAACGUUAACUGUGUUAGACAAAAAAGAGACAGAAAUCUAGCCAUUAAUACACUCGUGAAACUGUACAGCAAGCGAGCAGUGGAAGAAACUAAACCUAAUCUCAUAUCUCCUGAAUAUUUUAUAAAUAAUUCAGCAAAUAAAAUAACACGGACCAAUGAAGAGGCGGGGAAUAACUCGACUACUGAUCACCUCACCGAAGACACUUUAAACGCUUCUAUGGACACUGAAAUUAUUAGUAAAGAAAUUGCAGCUUCCGUCGAAAAAGUAACAAAAUGGCUCUGUAGUUCAGAAACAGAGACAUUGAGUGAAUGUAACGGCAUAGCUCUCAAAGAUACUAAUAGUACUGAAGAAAAACCAAUGACGAAAGCAACUAAAGUCCCAUUAAUACAUUUAGGUCCGGUCACGUUCAAGAGGAAAACCAACAACCGUCUUGCAAUUUCACCCGUUUCGUUGCUAUCGGAUACUAAGACGAACAAGUCGGAAACUUACAUUCCAUCGAAUUACGCCAACGAGCUCACCAAGAAAUACUCAGAACAGAGCCAACAAAGACAGUCGCAACCAGAUCUCUGGGCGAGCAUAGAAAAUAAACUGAAAGAAAAAGACGAAGAGCUGAAGAAGCAGCGGCGCGUACAGUAACGGCGGAGAAGUGAGAAGUAAUGAUUACAAUGAAACUUGCUUUAAUGAUGCUGCCAGCGUGCUACGAAUACUAUAACAUACAAACCAAAUAAGCGUGAGACGUGUAAAAUGAUGAACUUGGAAGAUUUUAUAUUAAAUACAUAUUUUUUUAAUA